Messenger RNA from Durusdinium trenchii, 1095 nucleotides. The record is from the annotation of a GenBank genome assembly. Lineage: Eukaryota; Dinophyceae; Suessiales; Symbiodiniaceae.
CAUUCACUUGCUGCGUUCUGAUGCCUCUUUGGGAGCCUGAGUGUUCAGCUCGUGCCGCAGUCGCUCUCCCUGUGCCGCUGGAGAAAGACGGACGCAUUUCUUGAUGUUGCAUUAAUGUAGGUGUUAUUCUAGUUAUAUAGUAUGUAAAUCGCCUCAUGACGAAGACAGCAGAACUGCCGUUGAAUACGUGAGACUUGCACCGCAUGUUGUCCACUCUUGGAAAACUACCCACAAUCAGUUGGGCCCACUUAGCAUUAUCCCUUUUGCAUGUAUAUACAAGUCGUAGAAUCAAGGGCACUUUGGGUUUGGCCUUUGCAGCAGCUUUGCUGGUUUCCAGGCAAAUAAUCCCGAUGUACAGAUUGCGCUUCAGUGCAAUCCGAGGGGUUUUGUUUGCCAACUGCUGCCCAUUUGACAGGCUUUCAAGGAUUAUAGGACAUUAUAGGUGUGCGACGGGAGAAGCUGUAGCAAUUUGGCAGCCGGGAUGAUGGCAGGAACAGGACUCUUGGCUUCAAAACUCGGAUCUCUGACUCCAUCGUGCAAACUGGAGGAACAGUUUGAUCUGGAUGAACCACUGCCUGACUUUCCGGAAUGUAAAGCCCCACUGUUGAGCUGUGAAUCGAAUCGCGAUGGUGGUGAUGAUGGUGAGACCUACAUUGGCAUGGUUUUGACAGAUUAUGCCCAGCCAGAUUUGAAGUCGCCACGACCUUCAUAUUUGUGCUGGCAAAUGCCCGAGGACAUGUCAUCAGGCAUUCCAGUUGCGCCCAACCGCUUGCUCCACGAGAUCCUGAUCUGACUUUUUGAAUCUAUAUUUUUUUCCUAUGUUGUUACAUUUGCAAUAUGUAACAGUCCUGCUUUGUCACUUACAUUACAUCCCACAGUCUCGCAACCAUAAACAAAGACUUGCAUCGGCUGAGGGCUAAGAAGCACAAGUUCAACGAGUUUGUAAAAGCGAUUUGUGCCAAGCCACGCAAAUUUCAGAAGGAUGUCGAGCAAUACCGGAAGGUCAUGUAUGUCCAAGAAGGGCCAGGUCGUCAGAUCUCAGCACCUUAAAGGACGCGCGAUUUAGUGGUGCCCCCUCUAUCUCUCUCAAUCAGC